UUGGUUGGACGCUACGCCUCAUCCCGCUGGCCCUCGGACGGUCGUGUCCAGUCGCAUGCUGGUGUCAUGGGGGGCCUGGAAAGCUCCGGCAGGCUCCUGUUCCUGCCUCUCCUUCUGACCGUGGGGGGUCUCAGCCCUGUCCAGGCCCAGAGCGAGUGCACCUGCUCCUCCUUGAGUGCGGGGGCGCUGGCGGGGAUCGUGCUGGCGGACCUGGUGUUGACCCUGCUCAUCGCCCUGGCUGUGUACUCGCUCGGCCGGCUGGUCCCUCGCGGCCGAGGGGCUGUGGAUGUGACCCGGAAGCAGCGCAUCACUGAGACCGAGUCACCUUAUCAGGAGCUCCAGGGUCAGAGGUCAGAUGUGUACAGCGACCUCAACACACAGAGGCAGUAUUACAAAUGAGCCCAAACCGCGACAGUCCACAACGGGACGCCUGGAUCCAGUGCUUCCUGACGGCCACCCAGCACCCCAGCGUGCCCUCCCUGACACCUCUCCCCUCUGUUGCUGCCAAAUAAACA
Lepus europaeus (European hare) is the source of this 515-nucleotide messenger RNA. It is a transcript of the gene TYROBP, whose product is annotated as transmembrane immune signaling adaptor TYROBP. The transcript has 5 exons. Gene Ontology annotation, cellular component: cell surface; membrane. Gene Ontology annotation, biological process: positive regulation of microglial cell mediated cytotoxicity; negative regulation of transforming growth factor beta1 production; microglial cell activation involved in immune response. The record is from RefSeq and is a predicted model, not a curated record. Gene Ontology annotation, molecular function: phosphatidylinositol 3-kinase binding; signaling receptor binding. Lineage: Eukaryota; Metazoa; Chordata; Mammalia; Lagomorpha; Leporidae. The coding region runs from base 67 to 399 and encodes 110 amino acids.